This is a messenger RNA of Limulus polyphemus (Atlantic horseshoe crab), 2523 nucleotides long. Its product is annotated as multiple epidermal growth factor-like domains protein 9. NCBI's taxonomy places the organism in Eukaryota, Metazoa, Arthropoda, Merostomata, Xiphosura, Limulidae. The record is from RefSeq and is a predicted model, not a curated record. Bases 302 to 1084 code for a protein of 260 amino acids. The transcript has 5 exons.
AGCUCCCCAGUAUUUUGCUUUUAAAGAUGUAGACAAGCACUCUGUCACUUUGACCUGGAAAAAUCCAGCUCCACCUAGUGAUAAAGACAUACUACUUUUGGCAUAUUCACUAUCUUACACCUCGGUUAAUGGGAAAAGUCACGGAAAAACAAAGGAACUGCUGUUACCACCUUCAGCGAAGUCCAAGACACUCUCAGGGCUGGCUGAAGGUACUGUAUAUGACUUCAUUGUGUCAGCUGUCUACAGUGGGAAUAAACGUAUACCUGCACCAAAGAAAUCAGUCCGAACUAAACCCCUCAGUAUGGACGACCUCGCUGUGGAUGAUGGGAAAAUUUACCAAACUACCCCAAAAGAACCAGAAUGUAACUGUAGUGAGCCAGGCAUGGUGGCCUGCACGAGAAUGCACGGUGCGGUAAAAUGCACAUGCUUUCCUGGUUAUGCUGGUAGGUGGUGUGAGAGUUGUUCACCUGGAAAUUAUAGGAACGGAAAGGAAUGUAAACCAUGCCCUUGUGUUAACAUCACGUCAUCAGGAGAAUGCUCAUUAGAUAAAACAGGAGAAGUCACGUGCACGUCGUGUAUGCCAGGACACAGGGGUGUGUUGUGUGAUUCCUGUACUGCGGGUUACCACUGGAAGGAGGACCACUGUGUAGCACUGAAUUGUCUGAGUUUUAGCCUUUGUGCUGACCAACAGGAUGACCCCAGUUGUUCAGACUGUAUCUUCUUAAUGGAAAACCUGGCGCCCCCUACAGCACAAAAGAGUUCUGCUCGUACGAUAUCAGAUGGAACAGUUCCGUUGAUCGCCGUUGUUGCCACACUGGGAGUAAUUCUAUUGGUUGCAGCAAGUGCUACCUGUUAUCGGUAUUGGUCCCAUCGUCGGAAUAGGCCACGCCUUCCAUUCUGGAGUAUCGAGCUCCGUGAGGAAAAAAUUAAUCUCAGUUCCGAAUGCCAAUAUCAACACUUAGACGCUGCUACAAAUAAGGUCGUAGAAGCCACAUCUUCCGACGACGUCGAACCUGAUUUUCUGGUUACUCCACAACUACGGCGAUCUACUUCAAAGAAAAUUUGCAGAACUAUGGACGUUUGAGAUUUCUAACCUUUCCAGACUGUCUAUGGAGAGUGAGGACAAACUUUUAACGUAUAUGUUUUCUAGUCAAAAAAAAAAGAAACCUAAAAAUGAUACGAAAAUUUUCAAGUCACAUGAGAGAUGAAUAACUAUGACAGGUUAUUUUUUUUCUCAAGCACAACAUUGGAUUAUUUUGAAUCGUAGUGAAACAUUUCGUUAUUAAUGGUAUUAUUAUUACUAGCUUAGGUUUAACUGUGAAUAAAUGUUUGGAUUAUCUGUUAUACGUUAACCAAAUAUCAAAAUAUCACUUUAUAUUAUAAUCAACAUAAUUUCCUUUAAAAAAAAUAAAAUAGUUAAAAUAUAUUUACUGAAAAUAACUAGAACGUUGGAUCUUUAUUGUGAAAACAAGGCAUAUAAUCUUUAACGUUUUGUUUCAGUGUUGAACUGUAGAAUUUAUUGGUGUAACGUGUUUAAAAUGUUUCUGUGCCAAGGCCAUUCAGAGUUUAUCCUCCUAUCAAAGGUCAUGCGAUCCUUUCUUUUGUGCGUGACUUGUCAAGAUAAACUUGUCCUCCUAUGUUCCAGGUCUAUCCAGAUUACUGUAUACAUUCCUUUCCAUUUUUCUCGGUAUAUCCAUAUUGUCAUUAUUUUAUCCUUGUUCACUUUUCUUUUGUCUCAUCUUUCUCCAAUAUAUUUUCACAAUAUAUGACCCUACAGAUCAUCAUAAUCCGUUAUUCCUCAGUUCCAGUUCCACGUACAUGACCAUAUCUACGGUCUUCUUUGAUUGACCUGUCUAAAUGACUAUGGUGUCUUUGUUUUAUUUCUCAUUUUGUGUUCACUUUGCCACAAUUUCCUUUUCAACUGUUGAGCCUUUUCAAACUACCUUGAUUUUAUAUGCUAUUCAAGAUUUAUCAUGUGUUUAGAGCUUCUUUUUUUUUCGACUAGCCCAUUCAUGUUUUUAUAUUCCCAUACAUUUCUGCUCUUGUCGUAUUCAAAUUGACGUUCUCCAGUUUUAUACAUAUUGCUGUAUCGUUGUCUUCCUCCGUCCUCUGCUUGUCUUGAUUCCAUAUCUGACCCGAAUCUUACUGAUAAACAUAAUAUUUCGUGUUUCGAAUUUAGCCUGAUUAGCACACUCUUAUUAUUUAUUGUAUCAAUUUUAUCCAGAUAAGCAUAUCAUCCUACUCUUCUGUUUGAGGCUUAUCCAUAUUACCACCUCCUUCUCCUGUGCUCCAAAUCUAUCCAAAUGAUUCUAGCCAUCUUCUCUUCUGGAACUCCUGUGCUCCAAAUCUAUCCAAAUGAUUCUAUCCAUCUUCUCUUCUGGGACUCCUGUGCUCCAAAUCUAUCCAAAUGAUUCUAGUCAUCUUAUCUUCUGGGAUUUCUGUGCUCCAAAUCUAUCCAAAUGAUUCUAUCCAUCUUCUCUUCUGGUACUCCUGUGCUCCAAAUCUAUCCAAAUGAUUCUAUCU